AAUGUAUGUAAUCGCUGUAGCUAGUAAGGACUGAGAAAACAUAUUAAGUCAGUUGCGUUGAAAUGUUGAACAGAUUAUAAGUGGAAGUUAGCUUUUGUGUGAUAUAAAAAUAUCAAUAUUUACAAACCAUAUACAGUAUGUUAACUAGAUAUUCGUUGUUGCUAGUGGGAUUAUUUCAAAAUCUACCGAUACAAGCUUAUAACAAUGACAUAGAUGAUACAACGCAGUCCUCCGAAACGUUUAUAGAUUUAUAUGAACGGGGUGUUCAAAGCUAUUUGUCUAAUGAGUUCGAAAACUGUAUUUAUUUCUUAGAAAAUGCAGUUGGAAAGUACAAGCACUACUAUGAAACCACUGCUAAUUGCAGAAUAGAAUGCGAUUAUGCGACCAGGGCUAAUAAGAACAAAGCAGAAUUCAUACAUUCAAACGAUAUUGAGAAUCUACAUUUUUACGAAUUGAUAAUUAAACAAACCCUUUGCCUAACCAAAUGCCGCAAACAAAAUUCUAAUUACUUGCCCUUUGACGAGGAUUUCGAUGGUUAUUAUCUCGAUCUAUUCAAAAACCGGCAAGCUUACGCAUAUUUGCAUUCUUGUUACACAAAGGUAGAUCAAGUGACAUUGGCAGCAUCAGCAGCAUUAACUUAUAUGGUUAAACAUCCGGCUGAUACGGUUAUGCAGAAAAAUUUCGAACUGGGCCUAGAAAAACCUGGCGUUGAUAAAGAAGCUAUUGUGGACCUGGAUGAGAAGAAGUUUGUUCCAAUAUUCGUCGCUGGCAUUCUCGCUGUAAACGAAAAAGAAUGGACAAAGGCGAUCUCACUAAUGGAGAACUCGGUAAUGCAGUUUAUCUACGAUGAAAAUCAAUGUCGGGCUUAUUGUGAGGGUGAAUUCGAUCACGGGUUUUUACCAGAUUUCAUUUCUGCUAUCGGAAAUCAUUUCACAAAUACAUUGUACUGCAAAAGGAACUGCACACGAGAAAUGGGCAUGGUGCGAGGCAAAUAUUACAUCAAGUUGUUUGCUGAACACUACCAAUAUCUUCAACAGGCAUACUAUGAAGAUGUGAAAUAUGAAGCUGCAUAUCGAGCUGGUUUGAGCUACUUACGAUUCAAUGAGGGUGACCAAGAUAUGCUGAACAAGUUAAAGUUGAUAGAAAAGCAAAUCAAGGGUCACUUAAACGAGAACUUCUUCAAGGUUCGCAGGGAAGCAGUUGAGUAUUACGAACGAAAUUCCUACGAAGAAAAAUUAGUUUCUUUCAUAAAGACAGCUUUCGUUGAACUGGAUGAACACGCCGAAGAAGUCACAAUGGAACAACCCAGCGACAAUAGUACUGAUGAUAUUGACAAUGGUGGAGAUUCGGAAACUAAGUUUUCCCACUUUCUUCGGGGAAAAUUGGGACUAAAUGCAGUGAAAAUCUGUUUCCAGUGCUGUGUUAUUGUGGACGAGCGAACCGGGCUAUGGCAAAAUGGAUAGGGGUCAAUGUACUAUGACAUGGAUAUAUGUAAUUGCUUGAUAUUAUUGGUUGACGAACACUUAGUCAAUGAGGGUAUUAUUUACCAAAUUCCAACAAGCGGAUACCACAAAGACGAGCUAUAAAUCUACUCACCUUUACCUCAUCAUCGUACCAAAAAUGUUAUUUACAAAUAUACUCUAACUAAAAUUCUUCGGAAAAUUGAAAAAUAUACACUUCUUUAGUUUUUUUUAUUUUUUCUCCACAAAACUUACAUUAUUUUUUCUUCACAAAACUCACAAAGGCCAAAACAGAUUAGCCUGCACGAAUUCACAAAUGUAUUAUACAAUAGGCAUAUAUAAUUGAUUCCAUAAUAAAAGUUCUGAAUAGUUAUCAAAUCAAA
Topomyia yanbarensis is the source of this 1843-nucleotide messenger RNA. RefSeq names its product cartilage-associated protein-like. The coding region runs from base 138 to 1463 and encodes 441 amino acids. The transcript is spliced from 9 exons. Gene Ontology annotation, cellular component: endoplasmic reticulum. The record is from RefSeq and is a predicted model, not a curated record. Lineage: Eukaryota; Metazoa; Arthropoda; Insecta; Diptera; Culicidae. Gene Ontology annotation, biological process: collagen fibril organization. Gene Ontology annotation, molecular function: protein binding; collagen binding.